AUGACUUCUAUGCCUGAAUAUGGUGUCUUUGACGAUGUCACACCAAAAAAAUCCUUCCGAGGGCCCAUCCCACGCAUCAUGCUCUCAUUCUUAGACCUGCUUUAUUUACUGAACCCCAAGUUGAAGAAGUCCCUAUCCCAUCCCUACUGCCAGGAAGCAUUCUUCUGCGUAUCCUCCCAACGCCACUCCCCCUCUUACAGCAAGCUUGGCUUAGAACUUCACAACCCUACGAGAUCUUCUCAUUAA
Molecule: messenger RNA, 246 nt
Organism: Penicillium hordei
Lineage: Eukaryota; Fungi; Ascomycota; Eurotiomycetes; Eurotiales; Aspergillaceae
Exons: 2
Coding region: 1-246 (81 amino acids)
Source: RefSeq, a predicted model, not a curated record